This is a messenger RNA of Diaporthe amygdali, 1035 nucleotides long. Its product is annotated as nad dependent epimerase protein. The transcript has a single exon. Lineage: Eukaryota; Fungi; Ascomycota; Sordariomycetes; Diaporthales; Diaporthaceae. Gene Ontology annotation, molecular function: oxidoreductase activity, acting on the CH-OH group of donors, NAD or NADP as acceptor. Bases 1 to 1035 code for a protein of 344 amino acids. The record is from RefSeq and is a predicted model, not a curated record.
AUGUCUUCACCAUCCGACCAGACACUACUCGUCACGGGCGCGAACGGAUACGUAGCCGGUCACAUCAUUAAGGAAGCCCUUGAAAGAGGCUACAAGGUGAAAGGCGCCGUCCGAACGGACUCGUCAGCGGCGCAAUUGAAGGCAACGUUUCCAACGUAUUCCUCACAGCUCUCUACCACAAUUGUCCAAGAUAUCACCAAGCUCGAGAGCUUCCAGGACGCCUUUGGUCAAGACGUCACUGGAGUCAUCCAUACAGCUUCACCCUUUGUCUUCGAUUACCAGGACGUGCGACGCGAGCUCCUCGACCCAGCCAUUAACGGCGCCGUGACGAUCCUCGAGGCGGUCGCGCGGUAUGGGAGCUCCGUGCGGCGGGUCGUCACCACCGCCUCGUUCGCGUCCAACCUGGACAUGCUCGCAGGCAAGCGCCCCAACUACACGUACACUGAGCUUGACUGGAACCCCAUGACGUACGAUGAGGCCACGACCGCCCAGCCAGCAGCCGCGUACUGCGCGUCCAAGGGCCUGGCGGAGAAGAGCCAGUGGGAGUGGAUGAAAGCCAACAAGCCCGCCUUCGACCUCGUAGCCCUAUGCCCGGCCUGGAUCUUUGGACCGCACGUCGCGCCGCUCAGGGGGCUCGGCCGACUAAACCAGUCCAGCGCGGCUCUGUGGAAAAUGGUGGACCGGGAGGAGAUGCCCGAGAUGGACUUCAUGGGAUUUGUUGACGCGCGGGACGUCGCUUUCGCGCACAUUGCCGCGUACGAGAAGCCUGAAGCUGGUGGCGAGCGAUUCAUCCUGGCAACUCAUUUCGAUUACCAGAGCGUGGCGGAUGCGGUGAGGGAUAGCAUCCCCGAGUUGAAAGAUCGGAUGCCUGUGGGUAAUCGUGGAGCGGGCUGGCAGGAGCUUGAAACUGGCGCCGUGUAUGCCAUUGAUAGUGGAAAGGCACAAAAGGUCCUCGGGAUCAAGUACACCCCACUGAGUACCUGCAUGAAGGACUCGUUUCUGGAAUUGAUGGAGGCCGAAAAGAUGGCUGCCUGA